This is a messenger RNA of Dendroctonus ponderosae (mountain pine beetle), 1337 nucleotides long. RefSeq lists its product as uncharacterized. The transcript has 4 exons. Gene Ontology annotation, cellular component: membrane. NCBI's taxonomy places the organism in Eukaryota, Metazoa, Arthropoda, Insecta, Coleoptera, Curculionidae. Bases 85 to 702 code for a protein of 205 amino acids. The record is from RefSeq and is a predicted model, not a curated record.
CUUUCAUCCCUUAUUAUUCUGUUGGAGACAUUUUCUUGACAUAAAGCCAUUUCUUGGAUCUUACUUGCAACUCUUAUAAAAGUGAUGAUGGUUCAUGGAAUUCCGGUCUUUGUGGUUCUAAUUAUCCAUGUGUGUAUCUAUACAAACCUAACAGCGGUUUCGCUUCGAAUUCGCGCCCAUCAUGGAGAUUUUACCUUGCCCAUGCCCAUGAAGGAUCAUAUGACCAGGUCUCAAGUAAUUAUCGUAACUGGGAGUGCACAGCGAGGCGAUGCUGUAAAGCCAAAUGAAGUGGCGCAAGAUAAGUCAAGACUUAGCAGUAUCAAACAUCGGCGAAGAUUGGGAUAUUUUCUACUGCUAAUGGCAACAUGCUUUUGUAUUAUGUGGGGACCAUAUACAACUUGCGAGUUAUACGAUAUGGUGGAUAAAGAUUCAGUUAGCUUGGAAAUCAUGCAAUUGACGCAGUGUAUUGGGUUGCUGCACUCCGGAAUUAGUCCCUUUCUGGCAAUGGCAAGUAUGGACAAAGACUGGAGCAAAGUACUGUUGGCCGAAAUUAGGCAAAUAGAAGUGCUGAAGAAAGAUCGUCACGAGUCUCCAACGUCUACCAACGAAGAUGCCCUGGGGCCAUUCAAUCCCAAAUUUAUCAAACCCAAACUUAAAAAGUCGGAACCUAAUUGUCCAUCUUCUUCUGUAGUUGUAUACUAAUUCUGUGAUUACCUGUACAAAACAUAGUCUAUUCUAUUUUGUCCUCGUAAUUUUAAUACUGUUGAUUUUUAUAUAUUUCUAAAUCGCGAUUAAAUUCAGGGAAAUAAGCUUCAAAUUUUUAAGAAUUGAAAUUGCUAGAUCGCGUCUUACACUGAAGAAGAUAUAAACAAAACCGAAUUAUUCUACUCUAACUGUUGUUAUUGUCCUAACAAAGAUCUAUCUCACUGAAUCCAUAUAGCAUAUAUUUUGGAUCAAACUUUUUGAUGGCCUCGUUUAAUGUAAUGUUACUAUAUUUAUAUGCCUGUCGUAAAUGCGUUUAUGUGUAAGUGAUAAACCUUCUAGCUUCUGAGUUUCAUCCAGUAUUUGCUGGAUUCGAUCCAAGCGAGACUCAUUUUCUCCAUGCUGUUGUGCUCUCACACUUGGGAAAUUUGAAUUAUUUAAUCCCCCAGCCUUUCGGAACUUAAUUUAUUUAAAUCCGAAGAUGUUGCCUCAAUGUUGCUGCUUGAUGUCAUUAUUUAUUGGAAGUUAUACUCUUUGAAUGCUUUAAAUAUAUUUACUCAUUGUUAAGGCCCAAAAGUGUCUCUAUGUGUUACUGUGAAUCAUUAAAUGAAAGCUAAUGAAGAUUUGGUGAAUUC